Molecule: messenger RNA, 4553 nt
Organism: Dermochelys coriacea (leatherback sea turtle)
Lineage: Eukaryota; Metazoa; Chordata; Testudines; Dermochelyidae
Product: WD repeat-containing protein 49-like
Exons: 30
Coding region: 70-3324 (1084 amino acids)
Molecular function (GO): protein binding; calcium ion binding
Source: RefSeq, a predicted model, not a curated record
CACGUGCCAGGGCACGGGCUGCUGCUGCCGCCGCCGCUGAGCGGGCUUUGGCUGGGGGCGCCCGCGACCAUGGCUCUGAGGAAGGCAGCGCGACCGCGCUCUGCAUCAGGAACGCUAGAAACGUUCCCCCGCGGCAGCAUUCUGAAUGAGCUACGGGAGUCGAUGGCCGAAACCGAGGCUUCAUUUCGACGUGCCCAGACUUCGCUAGGAGGCCCCAGAUUGCAAGCUGCCUCUCCAGUUUCCCUCAGGAGCUUUUCAGAAGAAGCACGAGAAGAAAGCUCUUGGCUUCCAGAAUGGCUGGUGAAAGAGUUACUGAAAGGGCAGCAGAGGAGUCACUCAAUAGGACUCCUGGAGAAUAUAUUGGAGCGUGAAAGUUUUUGGCAUCGCAUUGACUCUGCCAACAGUCUGAGGAAAGGAAAGAUUGAACAACAAGUGACCCUUGAACACCUUCAGAAACUAAAUACAGCUUUUCAGGAGUUAGAAAAGAAUGGAUGUAAAUCACUAGAUAUGGAGAAAUUCAAGCAGGUAGUGAAGAACUGUAUGGCACCACAUAGAACGAGUGAUGAACAAAUAGAAAAACUUUUCAUGAAAAUAGACUGUGCUGCAACUGGGAGAAUUCAGUGGGAUGAGUUCUGCACAUACAUGCAGCUAGAAUAUGCAGAACAAGACGUGUCAUCUGCCCGAUUAAAGGAGCCAACAUUCUCGCUUCCUGCUGAGAUAGUAGAACACUCUCCUGGAGAGCCUGUCGUGCGCAUUUGUUCUCUGUUUGACAACACCUUAGUAAUGACCCAAGAAGAUGGAGUUAUUUCCUUCUGGUCUCCACAACUAAAGCUGAAACGAAGCAAGAUGGUUUUUGAAAAACCUGGCAACAAAAAAUCUAAGCGGGCGACAAAUUUCACUAUCAUGACACAUUACAACAAACUCAUCCUGGGAACUGGGGAUCGUGAAAUCCAGUUGUAUGAGAUGUCCAACUUCGAACCAUACUGCCAGAUCAGUGGUUUGGAAGCAAUCCCUUUAAAACUGGACUAUUGUUGCACUGAUCCUGAUGAGUGCAUGAUUCUAUAUGGUGAUGACCAGGGGUGUGUGAAUAUCUUGCUUUUGUCUUCUGUGGGGGAACUCCUACGAACGUGGAAGAAACUGCCAAAAGCUGAAAACCUGCCGAGUGUUAGCAUUGAGAAUGCUGUUCUUUCUCCAAAUGUGACUUACAUUCGUUGGAAAGUGCAUGGAGACUGGGUUACACAGCUGCACUACUAUGAUUCCAUUAAAGCAGUGAUUUCUACCUCCAACCAUGAACCUACAGCUUUAGUAAUAGGGUGUACUGUUGGCGCUACUAAUGUUGAGCAGCAGAUGAAAAAAAUAAAGGACCGUGGGAAAGAUUCAAAAGCAAGAAAAGGGCAGGUGAUACCUAGAAUCUCUCCAAAGAGAGCUGAGGGAGAUCAGACUGUGUUUCAGGUCUACAAAGGAGUAAAAACAUUUGCAUUCUGUAAAAAAACCAACCUCAUAGUGACAGGCGGAAUGGAUCGAAUCAUUCGGAUGUGGAACCCUUACAUGUCUGGCCGACCAACAGGCAUGCUCAGAAGCCACACAGCGCCAGUCUGUUACCUCUCCAUAGCUGCAGAAGAUGCGAAAAUAUUUUCCAUAUCCACAGACAACACUAUUAAGAUCUGGGAUAUUGUGGAUCAGACCUGUUUAUUUACAGCCUGUUCAAAAACCAGUGGAAUUAAGGGAGAGCUCACUGCUUGCCACUACAUCCCAGGCACCAGAUCGCUUUGUGUUGCUGAGGAUACACUUGCUCUUCUUCAUCUGAGAUUAAGGCCUCCUCCAGAGCCCCACUUGAUCAUGUCUCAUAAGGAGCCCAUUCUGUGCUGCAAAUACAACAAAGAGUUCAGGCAUGUGGUGAGCUGCUCAGAGGGAUCUGUGGUUAAAGUGUGGGAUUUUGAAACAGGAAAGCAUUUAUUUGAGUUUAGUGGUGCUCAUGGAGGUGCUGCAAUCACCUGUUUGACCUUUGAUGUCAGUGGAAGAAGGUUAAUUACAGGAGGAAGAGAUGGAUGCUUGAAAGUAUGGAAUUACAACAAUGGACAUUGUUUGAAUACUUUGAAAAGGGAAGAUAAAUGUGCUGAAGUCUGUGACUGCACCUAUGUGGAGGUGAACAGAAGCAGGUAUAUCAUAGCUGUUGGAUGGGAUAGAAGAAUAAGCAUGUAUUUUGACUCUGUAGACGACCUUCAUCACUUUCAGAAACCUCAGCCCUAUUGGCAUGAUGACCUAAGCUGUGGCCACAAGGAGGAUAUUCUGUGUAUUUCUCAGUGUCCACCUACUCUUCUUGCCACCUCCAGUUAUGAUGGUGAAAUUAUUGUUUGGAAUAUGAUCUCAGGACACAUAUACUGCAAACUUCACACAUCUUUUCCCACUCACUGUGCUGGCAUAGAAGCUGUAGACACAAGUAUUACUCAACUCAUAUUUCUGAAGACUCGCGCAGUGAAAUUUGAAUCAACAGCAGCCUCUCUUAUUUCCAAUGGGCCUCAAGGUUCUGUCAACUUCUGGAGUCCAUUCAGUGGAAUCCCACUUACAGCAAGCUUCAUACCUUCUAGAGUGAAAUCCCACAUCAGCAGUAUUGCUGUCACUGCGGAUGAUUCAUUUAUUUAUGCAGCAGAUGAUGAUGGAUAUGUGUACGUCUACAGCAUCAAGGACUAUGCCCUUCAGGACCCAGAGCAAGAACCACCGAAAUAUGUGAAUCAUUGGAGAGCUCAUAUAAAUAUAGUUGUAUCAGUAGAAGUGGUUGAUGAAGAAAAAGUCCUGCUCUCCUCUUCUAUUGAUUGUACUGUUCGUCUGUGGAGUCUGGAUGGAGAGUACAUUGGGACUUUUGGGCAGGCAGAACCAUGGGAAAUUUUCACACCUGCCUCCUGGAAACAUCCCAGGGUUCCCUAUGAAAUCUUGAUAAACCCACAAAGCAUGCCAAUUCACCCCAUGCUAGAAGGAGAAUCACCUGUCUUACAACCCAUAAACACAGAGCCAAGUAAUGUAACUCUGGAAAACUCCUUAUCUAAGCAUGAAAUGAGCUAUAAUCCUAAACUUCCCCAAGUCACCAUUCCUGACCUGGAUAUCAAAGAGGAAAUCAACCAGCGGUCUUAUGCACAAGCUGUGGGUAAAAGACUGAAGCAGGAGCAUUACAAGAAGAUAAAUAGACCACUUGUGCCUGGGGGCCAGAGUACAUAUCACAUAAUCAACAGCUGCGAAGUUGUCAUUGCUCCACCAAUAUGUAAAAAGCCUGACUUGUCUGUUCUUGGUACAGACUACUUUUAUGAAGAAUCAUUAGGGGAAGAGUAGAGCAAUAAUUCUGCAGGUAAACUGAGCAUAGGCCCAUCUGUCUCUUCAGUGGUAGCAAAGCAGUUUAUUUUUGUUUCUGGUGUAAUUUUUCUUCUAUUGUUUUGACAGAAAUACACUUAAAAUAUGGUGAAGUGGGUUCUAGCCUAUGGAAGCUUAUGCCCAAAUAAAUUUGUUAGCCUCUAAGGCGGGGUGGGCAAAUUUUUUGAUCUGACGGUUCCAUCGGGUUUCCGAAAUUGUAUGGAGGGCUGGUUAGGGGAGGCUGUUCCCCCCCCCAUUUGCCCCCCCUGCUCCUCCCCCCAAUGGGACCCCCUGCCCCAUCCAACCUCCCUAGUUCCCUGACUGCCCCCUGGGACCCCUGCCUCAUCCACACACCCCCAUCCUCUGUCCUGACUGCCCCUGGACCCCCCACUGCCCCAUCCAACCCCUCCUCUCAUUCCUGACUGCCCCCUGGGACCCCUACCCCAUCCAACCACCUCUUCUCCCUGACCACCCCCAGACCCUCCACCCCUAACUGCCCCCUGCUGCCCCAUCCAACCUCUCUCCUUCCUGACUGCCCCCCUGGGACACCUGCCCCAUGCAACCCCCACUUCUCCCUGCCCCCCACUGCCCCAUCCAAGCCCCCCACUCCUUCCUGACUGCCUCCCUGGAACCCUUCCCCCAUUCAACUCCCCUGUUUCCCGCCCUCUGACCACCCCGACCCCCAUCCACACCCCCAGCCGCGGACCACCCCCUGAACUUCCCUGCCCCCUAUCCAACCCUCUCUGCCCCCUUACCACACUGCCUGGAGCACUAGUGGCUGGCGUUGCGGCUGCACCAGGACAGGCAGCUGCGCUAUCUGGCUGGAGCCAGCCAUGCACCGUGCAGCACAGAGCACCGGGUCAGGCCCGGAGCAUUGCGCCGGUAGCACAGUGAGCUCAGGCUGCAGAGGAGGGGCCAGGGGAGAACCUCUGGGGCCAGGCAGCAGGGUCCUGUGAGCCAGAUGUGGCCUGUGGGCUGUAGUUUGCCCACAUCUGUUCUAAGGUGCCACAAAGACUCCUCGUUGUUUUUAACUUAAAAUAUGCAUGUUUCUUAAUCACUUCUGGACAGUUUAUCCUUCUAAGCUUCCUACUAUAGUGGCUCAUCAGUUAAUUCUAUAGAGCUGGACUUAUGUGGCAUUUAAACAAGAAUUAUAUAAGCACAAAGUGAAACCAGAACAUGACUGUUAAAUAAAUGAUUCCAUAUUAACUAAC